AUGCCAGAGCUCCCGGAGAUCUUCUCCUCAGAUCGCACAUUUCAUCAUGCUGCUGCUCAUCUCGAAAAGCAAGGUGUACAAGUCUUCGGAGCUCCUCUAGUCUCACUAUGGCACGAUCCUACAGCUCCUAAGGCAACACUGGGCGCUGAAGACGACUGCACAAAUGCCGAUAUUGAUGGUGAUAGUGACAGUGGCAACGGGAUUAUUGACGAGCAGGAGGACAGUGUCAAUGACACUGGUGAAGGAUGUGUUGUUGAGCUAACUGCAUCCGAUGCACCUCUAGUCAAACGCGGCAGUGGAACGGUCUCGCAGUCUCAUGUUUAUCCUCCUCUCCCUGGCACUUGUCCCACACUUGAUGACCGCAAUCAACUCGCCUCAGACAACCAGUUUAUCUCACAGCAAAACGCGAAAAAUAAGCGGACUGCAAAAUCUGCAGGUUCCGAAUUUGUUAAGAUUCCGUUCAAGGAGCUGCCAUAUACGCCUAUGCCACCCGAGCUGACGCAUACGCCGCGGACACUCCUGAUCCAUUUUGGUCUGAUGGUCGUUCAGAUACAGUAUCUUCUCCACACUUGCCUGCAAGUAUACACUGCAUCGCAGUGGGCAUACCUGAAGCUCGUUCCACACAAAACCCGGAUUUUCAAGGUCACCGUUGCAUUUGUUUUUGAAGGUUUCACCCUAGCGUUUUUGACACGUAGUCAUCUACUACAGCUGUACUGGCUCGACUCUAUAGAGCAUAUGCCCGUCCGGCAUGCUUGUAUCCUGACCGCAUUUGACGUUUUCCUCAAAUCUGUCGCCGAUUGGAUAGACCAGCGUCGGAAGCGACGUUGCAAUCGCUCUAAAUUAGCCUUCAUGGUCAUUCGUGGCACUGAUGGCCCGCUUCCUGGGAUUGGAAAGUACACGAUUCAGGAGUUGAUGUUCAUGGCGGGUCUAUGGCUGGGACUUACAGAGGCGCAAUUGUUCGAUGUCCCAUCUCGUGUGGCGAGACUCAUUGCUGCUUAUCGCCACCUUAUACUCGGUCUCCCUCAGAUGUGGAACGAUGUCGUCCGCCCUGCAAUGCAAGGUACACUCCUUGCCCCCAGCCUCGUCCAGCGCCAAGCGUACGGACGCUCUCUUCGCGUUUACGGCAAGUUGAAUAUCAAGAUACCGCUCCGUCUUGCGAGUCUUGCUGACGAGUAUGAGAAAAAUCGAGACUAUGACGUGUUUGAUUGGUCCUUGAUCGCACUCGACUUGAAGCAACCUCGUAAUUUAGGCCACCUUAUCUCGCCUACACUGUGGCCGAAGUUAUCAGGAGAUACAAGUGCGAAGAUACAGGAUGAUCCACUGACACAGUACUUCCGGUCCCGAGGAACUGAUUUGGAUCAGACUUACCUCAAUCCAAAUGCGUAUACUUGCCUUUUCCCUGCCGCGACGAAAGUUCUUUUCCCUCGCAAGCCGUACACGUACUAUGAGCGUAGUGAAAAAGAUGCUAAGAAGGCUGAGGCGGCUGAGGCUGAGGCAGCUGUGGCUGAGGCAGCUGUGGCGAUAGGGGUAUUGGGGGAUGUGAAGGGCGAUGAUAGCAAUGGUGAUGGAGAGAGUGCUGAGGGCUCCAUGAUGGUGACAGAGUCUACGAGUGCGGUUGUGAGAAGAAAGGGUAAAGGAAGAACGUAUGUCUGGUCCCUGACGUCUAUACCAGGUGUUCGUACACUUGCUACACCGAAUGACGGUGAGCGAGAGGCUGGUUCAUUCCAGUAUACUGUGGCCCAUUCGUUGGAUGUCGCUAUUGGUCCGUUGGAGUACGGCGGCCUUGCGAUCCCUCGAAAGGCCAUCAACGGACAUACAGUACAUGUUCUUGCCUGUUGGGGCGAUCCGAACCCAGACAUCCCUCUUCGACACACUAUUGAGGCUGUCAAAGCCGUGCACCGGAAACUCCUCCCUGAAAACUUCAGACACCAAGUCCCUGAGGAGAUCGAAAAGAAGAACACCAAGAAGAUUGGAAUCGUCCUUUCGUCCCGACGACCUUUGGAGGACACCCGCGACCAUCGAAGCCAGACACUAUGCUCCGCUUCUCCCACCAUUUUGCCGUCGUCGCCCUCUUCUAGCUCUGGCGCUAUUGCUAUUCCACGUCCGAUUCGGAAACGGAGGACUGCUGAUGCUGUAGUACGGGAGGGAGGUCUUGAACUCGUUCCUAAGAAACGGACCAGGACUGAGCGAGGAAUUGAGAUGGAUCACAGGAAACACCCACUUGAUGAUCUCUAUGGCAGGAGGCUGACUUAG
Molecule: messenger RNA, 2253 nt
Organism: Stereum hirsutum FP-91666 SS1
Lineage: Eukaryota; Fungi; Basidiomycota; Agaricomycetes; Russulales; Stereaceae
Exons: 10
Coding region: 1-2253 (750 amino acids)
Source: RefSeq, a predicted model, not a curated record